UUAUGAUGUUCUUUUAUGUUAUAUGUGGAUUUUACUAACACGGUUUUGAGUUUGUACCAGAUCCAUUUUGUGCUUCUCAUUAGCCGGCAAGGGAAGGUGAGGCUGACCAAAUGGUAUUCUCCUUAUGCUCAGAAAGAAAGAACUAAGGUCAUCAGAGAGCUCAGUGGUUCAAUUCUCACACGAGGUCCCAAGCUAUGCAACUUUGUGGAGUGGAGAGGUUUCAAGGUGGUUUACAAGAGAUAUGCUAGCCUGUACUUCUGCAUGUGUAUCAACCAGGAUGACAAUGAAUUGGAGACCCUUGAGAUAAUUCAUCAUUUUGUUGAAAUACUGGAUCGCUAUUUUGGAAGUGUUUGUGAGCUGGAUUUGAUCUUUAAUUUUCACAAGGCUUAUUAUAUACUAGAUGAACUUUUGAUAGCGGGUGAACUUCAAGAGAGCAGCAAGAAGACGGUUGCUCGCCUUAUAGCUGCGCAGGAUUCAUUGGUGGAAGCUGCAAAAGAACAGGCGAGUUCGAUUAGCAAUAUAAUCGCUCAGGCGACCAAAUGAUUGCUCAACGAUUAUUGGGUUAAUAUGAUCAUCUGGGAAUGACCUAAAAUGGUGUUUCUAUAGUAUAUUAAUUGAAUGGAAUAUUUUGCAUUAUUGUUCUUCUGUUCUAGCUUUUGUUCAUAUUAUUAAACAACGUUUUGCCUCAUCAUUGCUUCUUGUUGGAUGUUUUUAACUGAAAUGAAAUAGUUUUGUUGUUGUAGUACCUAGGUAUGCUCAAUUUAAUCCUCCCUUGAUGUAUCCAAUUUGAAUUGUUCUGUUU
Impatiens glandulifera is the source of this 802-nucleotide messenger RNA. Its product is annotated as AP-1 complex subunit sigma-2. NCBI's taxonomy places the organism in Eukaryota, Viridiplantae, Streptophyta, Magnoliopsida, Ericales, Balsaminaceae. Bases 16 to 543 code for a protein of 175 amino acids. Gene Ontology annotation, cellular component: intracellular membrane-bounded organelle; membrane coat; AP-1 adaptor complex. Gene Ontology annotation, molecular function: clathrin-cargo adaptor activity. The record is from RefSeq and is a predicted model, not a curated record. The transcript has 6 exons. Gene Ontology annotation, biological process: intracellular protein transport; vesicle-mediated transport.